Messenger RNA from Chrysoperla carnea, 1374 nucleotides. RefSeq names its product zinc finger protein OZF-like. The transcript has a single exon. Gene Ontology annotation, cellular component: nucleus. Gene Ontology annotation, molecular function: zinc ion binding. The record is from RefSeq and is a predicted model, not a curated record. NCBI's taxonomy places the organism in Eukaryota, Metazoa, Arthropoda, Insecta, Neuroptera, Chrysopidae. The coding region runs from base 1 to 1374 and encodes 457 amino acids.
AUGUAUAACUUCGAAAAUAUUUGUCGAAGUUGCUCAUGUACCGGUGAUUUAGAAUCUUUGUUUGACAAUAAACAAACGAUUGUUGCUGAAAUGUUUACCAAUAUUAUCGGUUUAAAAAUUAUGAAGGAUGAUAAUUAUCCUCAAAACAUUUGUGUUUACUGUUUGAGAAAACUAAAGGAUGCGUAUUAUUUUAAAAAACAAUGCCUUGAAAUGCAUACGAAAUUUCAAGAAUAUUUACAGAUAAACGAAAAUCAAACAAUUACUAUCAAGUCAGAAUCUCCAACUAAUCUAGAUAUAAAAGAACCUGAAAUUAUUAUAAAGGAAGCGAACACAUUUCUCGAUCAUGGAGAAAAUGAUGAUCUCGAUCAAGUGGAUAACAUUUCUAUAAAACAAGAAGAUUUAGACGAGAAUGUACAAGGUGAUCAAAAAAAUGUAGAAAUCAAAAAUGAAGUAAUUGAAUCGAAAAUAGAUAAACAGAAAUCUGAUGAUUCAAAAAAUGAUAAACAAAAAUCUGAAUGUUCAAUUUGUUUAAAAAAAGUAUUACAUUUAAAAGAACAUUUACGAAUGCAUGCAAGCGAAAAACCGUUUGAAUGUGAAGUUUGUAGUAUGAAAUUUUCUAUAAAAAGAAAUUGGUUACGACAUAUGAAAAUACACAGUGCAAAUAAAUUAUACUCUUGUAAUGUGUGUAAUCAAAAAUUUAAUGCAAAAAAUAGUUUAGCUGAUCACGUGAAGAGUCGUCAUUCAACAGAAAAACCAUUUGAAUGUGAAUUAUGUGACAAAAGGUAUAAAAGAAAAUCACAUCUUCAAGUACAUGUUGCAUGUACACAUGAAAAAUCAAUGGUUAGUUUGGAAAAAUUACAUUUAUGUAAUCACUGUGGAAAAACAUUUCAAAUAAAACGGUUCUUAAUACAACAUGAACGAACUCAUACCGGUGAUAAACCUUACAAAUGUGAAUUAUGUGAUAGAGCAUUUGCACAAGUGGCAACAUGUCGAAAACAUCAAAAAACCCAUACGGGUGAAAAACCACAUAAAUGCGAUUAUUGUGGUAAAUAUUUUGCGCAAAGUGGAACUUUAAAAGCUCAUUUAUUAAUUCAUACCGGGGAUAAACCAUACAAAUGUGAUAUUUGUGAUCAAAGAUUUAGACAUUCGUCGCAUGUAACACGGCAUAAACGAAUUCAUACGGGAGAAAAACCUUAUAAGUGUACGGUUUGUGGUAGUCAAUUUGCUGAAGCGGGUAAUUUAACUGUUCAUUUGAGGAAGCAUACUGGUGAGACUCCAUAUGUGUGUUCGAUCUGUAACAAAGGUUUUUAUAAUUCCAGCAGAAUGAAAAGACAUAAAAAAAAACAUUUAACUGAGAUAAACGAACAGUAUUAA